Messenger RNA from Chinchilla lanigera (long-tailed chinchilla), 1611 nucleotides. It is a transcript of the gene A4galt, whose product is annotated as alpha 1,4-galactosyltransferase. Lineage: Eukaryota; Metazoa; Chordata; Mammalia; Rodentia; Chinchillidae. Gene Ontology annotation, molecular function: acetylglucosaminyltransferase activity. The transcript is spliced from 4 exons. The record is from RefSeq and is a predicted model, not a curated record. Gene Ontology annotation, biological process: protein O-linked glycosylation. The coding region runs from base 465 to 1523 and encodes 352 amino acids.
GGCGGCAGCGCGGGAGGGAGGGAGGCAGGCUGCCGCUUCUCCCCGACAGACCGAGGGAGCCGCGGGGACUCGGCGCCGAGCGGAGCCCGAGCGGGAGCCGCCCCGCAGCAGAAGCGGGAGCCGCGGCCCCGCCCGUGGGCACCGCGCCACCUGCUCCGGAGCAACAGCUGCGACCCGACCCGCGCCCCGAGCUCCCAGCCCAGAUGGACUUACGGGAGCGACGAGGGCACAGAGAGGCUGCGCUCCUGCUGCUGGAGAAGCUUGGCUGCUGAGUCGGGACGGUCUCCACCAGCCCGCCCGCCCGCUCCAGCCCCAGGCUCCGGGGAGCUCGGGACAGCAUGAACCUGGACCCCCUGCCCUGCCGCUCGAGGACCGUGCGACUCCGCGUGACCUGCAGAACCUUGCUGGGCCUGUUCGCUGGUCUGGGCGACCUAGACUAGCCAGGUCCGUGAUCUGGGGAGACUAUGUCCAGGCCCCCGGACUGCCUGCUGCAGCUGCUGUGGGGCACCCCCAGGCAGCGGGUCUGCACCUUCUUGCUCUUCGGCUUCAAAUUCUCGUUCUUCGUCUCCCUUAUCAUCUACUGGCAUGUUGGAGGAGAGCCCAAGGACCAAGGCCGCCUCUAUAACCUGCCUGUGGACAUCCCCUGCCCCACGUUGGGGCCCCCCGGCCCGCCCAACAGCACGCGACUUGCGGGCAGCAACAUCUUCUUCCUGGAGACUUCGGAGCGGACCAGCCCCAACUUCCUGUUCAUGUGCUCGGUGGAGUCGGCCGCCAGGGUGCACCCCGAGGCACAGGUGACCGUGCUGAUGAAGGGGCUGCGCGGCGCCCCGCCGCCCCGGAACCUGGGCACCUCGCUCCUGGGCUGCUUCCCCAACGUGCAGAUGCUGCCGCUGGACCUGGACGCGCUGUUCCGGGGGACCCCGCUGGCCGCCUGGCAUGCGGCCUCCCGGUGGCGCUGGGAGCCCUACCUGCUGCCCGUGACCUCGGACGCCGCGCGCAUCGCGCUGCUGUGGAAAUUUGGGGGCGUCUACCUGGACACGGACUUCAUCGUCCUCCGCAGCCUGGGGAACCUCAGCAACGCGCUGGGCGCCCAGUCGCGCUACGUCCUCAACGGCGCCUUCCUGGCCUUCGAGCGGCAGCACGAGUUCCUGGCGCUGUGCAUGCGCGACUUCGUGGCCCACUACAACGGCUGGGUGUGGGGCCACCAGGGCCCCCAGCUGCUCACCCGCGUCUUCAAGCGGUGGUGCAACAUCCGCAGCCUGGCCCAGGGCCGCAGCUGCCGCGGCGUCACCGCCCUGCCGCGCCAGGCCUUCUACCCCGUGCCCUGGCAGAGCUGGAAGAAGUACUUCGAGGACAUCAGCCCCGCGGAGCUGUCAGGGCUGCUCAACGCCACCUACGCCACCCACGUGUGGAACAAGAAGAGCCAGGGCAUGCGCUUCGAGGCCACGUCCCGGACGCUGCUGGCGCAGCUGUACGCCCGCUACUGCCCCACCACACACGCGGCCAUGCGCCUGUACCUGUGAGGGGCCCGCUGGGGCUGGGGUGGGAGCAGGAGGCGGGAGACAGUGUGGGGCAGGGAGGUGGGGUGCCCCGGCCCGCAUCUGCCCCUCC